Messenger RNA from Camelina sativa (false flax), 781 nucleotides. RefSeq names its product autophagy-related protein 8b. The record is from RefSeq and is a predicted model, not a curated record. Lineage: Eukaryota; Viridiplantae; Streptophyta; Magnoliopsida; Brassicales; Brassicaceae.
UUGUAUUAAGUUUGGGUGCCGUGCAGGUAACACUCAAUAAACCCUAAAUCCAUCCUCUGAUUCCUUUAUGUAUAUAUACUCUUUCCUUAUUUCUUUUUUUUGAUCCUCUUCCUUAUUCCUCACAAUCAAAAACCCAAUUUUGUUUUCCUGAUCAUUCGCGAACCCUAAUCUUUCUCUCCGAUCAUCAUUCAUCGAUAUUUUUCUUCUUUUAGAUACUAAUCGAAUCAGUCAUGGCUAAGAACUCGUUCAAGCUUUCUAAUCCUCUGGAGAUGAGAAUGGCUGAAUCUACUCGUAUCAGAGCGAAAUACGCAGACAGAGUUCCGGUGAUUGUGGAGAAAGCUGGACAGAGUGAUGUUCCUGACAUUGACAAGAAGAAGUAUCUUGUACCAGCUGAUCUAACCGUUGGCCAGUUUGUAUACGUUGUGAGGAAAAGAAUCAAGCUUGGAGCUGAAAAAGCAAUCUUUGUCUUUGUCAAGGACACAUUACCCCCAACUGCUGCAUUGAUGUCUGCAAUCUAUGAAGAGCACAAAGACGAAGAUGGGUUUCUCUACAUGACAUACAGUGGAGAGAACACGUUUGGAUCUGCUUGUUGAUUGAUCGAUCAUCUUGAUGAUGAUUUGUACAUUCGUUUACCCUCCUUUAGCUUUUGCUCUGGUUCCUCGACCUUAAUAAUGUGUUUUACUUUCUGGGUUUUUAUCUUAAGAGUUCUCUCUCUCUCUGUUCUGCUAUUGAAUGAUUUGAAACCAGAUUCUUUUUUUUAGUUGGACUUGACAUUGACUCA